This is a messenger RNA of Aspergillus costaricaensis CBS 115574, 1323 nucleotides long. Its product is annotated as SDR family oxidoreductase. NCBI's taxonomy places the organism in Eukaryota, Fungi, Ascomycota, Eurotiomycetes, Eurotiales, Aspergillaceae. Bases 62 to 1252 code for a protein of 396 amino acids. The transcript is spliced from 4 exons. The record is from RefSeq and is a predicted model, not a curated record.
CCGAUGAGUCCUUCCCGAGACACAAUCUAGGCCCCAGGUUACUCCUCUCGUUAGACUCAUCAUGAAGCAGUCCCAACCCUCUCAAGGACACCAUGCCAUCGUGUUCGGCUGUUCAGGCAUCAACGGCUGGGCCCUAGUCAACCAGCUACUCACAAACUACCCAGCCCCAGGGACUUUCAGCAGAGUGACAGCGGUUGCGAACCGUGCAUUCACAGCCGAGGAGGCACACUGGCCAACAGAUGAUCGUAUCCAGAUUGUCUCCGGCGUGGACCUCCUGGCGGGCGAUGAUGCAGCGCUGAAGAAGACCCUGGCGGAGAAGAUUUCAUCUGUCGAUACGAUCAGCCACGUGUAUUAUGCAGCAUAUCGUGCCAGCGAUGUCCCCGCCGAAGAAUGUCGAUUGAAUAAGGAGAUGCUUCGAGCUGCUGUUCAGACGCUGGAGACUCUCUCGCCAAAAUUGUCUUUUGUUACUCUCAUUACUGGCACAAAGGCAUACGGCGUCUACCUCCUCGACAAAUUCCCCUUCCGGAACCAAAUACCCUUAAAAGAAGACCUCCCCCGCGUGCCAGCCGAAUACGCCAAAGACCUCUUCUACUACCACGAAGUCGACCUGCUGCAGGAGCUCUGCAUCGGAAAGACCUGGUCAUGGUGUGAAGUCCGUCCGGACGUGAUAGUCGGCCUCGCCCCCUUCGGCAAUGCAAACUGCAUGGCUCAAACAAUGGGCAUCUACCUCUCCCUCUACCGCGCCCUCGAAGGCCCCAACACCCGCGUUCCCUUCCCCGGCAACAACACAACCUGGACCCUCCAAUCUACCGACUCCAACCAAGACAUAAUCGCGCGGUUCUGCAUCCACGCUUCCCUCCAACCGCGCGAAAAGGUCCAUACCCGAGCAUUUAAUAUCGCGGACAGCGCACGCCCCGUCGCAUGGUCCCAGCGAUGGCCAAUCCUGGCAUCGUAUUUCGGGUUGGAAGGUGUGGGGCCUGAGGAGGGUUCCUUGCACCCGACGGAGUACAUGGAUCGGAACUGGGAGAAACUGAGACAAUUGUGUAGUGAGCGGGAAGGGGUGAAAGAGGAGGUGAUUUAUCGCAGUAUGCAUAAUACAGGUGCCAGGAUGGGGAGUCUGAGGUUGAUGGAUUUCGAUCGCCCGUUUGAUUUAGGGAGGGCGAGGGAGAUUGGGUUUACUGAGGAGAUGGAUACGAGGACGUCGUGGUUUGGGGCAUUUGAGAGGGUGAGAGGGAUGGGAAUUAUGUUGUAGAUAGACAUUAUUCUUUCCAUCCUGGUCUGGUGGGGGUACUGGUCACUAGUGAUAAAUAAGUGUAAAGAGAC